Molecule: messenger RNA, 552 nt
Organism: Saccharomycopsis crataegensis
Lineage: Eukaryota; Fungi; Ascomycota; Saccharomycetes; Ascoideales; Saccharomycopsidaceae
Gene: CAF20
Product: Caf20p
Exons: 1
Coding region: 1-552 (183 amino acids)
Biological process (GO): negative regulation of translation; translational initiation
Source: RefSeq, a predicted model, not a curated record
AUGGCCAAAUACACCGAAGAAGAAUUGUUGUCAUUUCGUGACCAUGGCGCUGCUCCACAAGGCGUUGAUCUUAAAGCUUUUUCUGAUAUGAUUGCCGAUGUCAAGGAAAAGUUAGCUCAAAAAUAUGAGGCCGAAAACCAAGAAGGGAAAUUCACUUUCAGUAGAAGACGUUCAUCCCGUCAUGACGCCAGACCACAUUUCAAGAAGAACUUCCGUAAGCAUGAACAUGUUGUUCAACCAGAUGCUGAGGGUUGGGUCACCUUGAAAAACACAAGAAAGUCCUUUGGUGCUGGAAAUGAAGAGAGCCGUGAUGAAUUCAGAGAAGCCGUCAAGAUUGUGGCUCCUGUAAUGAAGGUUAAGCCAAACACUAAAGGUAUUGGUACCAGAGCUGCUGCCGACACUAAGGAAGCUGUGUCUGAAAAGAAAACUAAGAAGUUCAAUGCUUUCAGUGCAUUAGGCUCGGAUGAUGAGGAAGAAGAAGAAGAAGAUGAAGAGGAUGAAGAUGAAGAAGAAGAUGAAGAGGAUGAAGAAGAAGAAGAAGAAGAAGAAUGA